AUGGAACCCAUGCCAGACUUUCAAUUCGACCCUUUUGGUCCUGGCGCAACGGCUUAUGAUAAUACCGAGGCUGGCUUAGACGGCAUCGAUUGGAAUGAUCCUGCUUCUGCCCUCAAAGCUAUCGGUGCGGGAGGGCCUGGUGGUCUCCCUUUCCCAGAAACCUUGUCGCCGGAAGAGGUUCGUCGACAGGCCACUGCAAGGUCAGACGAGAUCUUUACCAGCUAUGAGACCCUGCAUAGAAUUAUUCAACGGCAUGAGGCAACCAUCCAGAAACGCUGGUCGAAGAAAACUCGACAGCAGAGACUAAAUGUCCUGUUGUCUGCCUGGCCGGAUAUGCCGGCCAUCCAUCGUCCCGACUUCGAUGCUUUCCGGAGGGAAUCAGCGUCCGACCGUGUCAGGGGUACCAAAUACCGAGUCCAUUUCAUGUGGCCAUAUGUGAACCAGGAGGAUCUUCUGAACACCAAAGCGCUACCACUACUGCUGAACUCCCGAGGUCGCCAUCCUCCUUCGCAUUUUGCUGCUGCCGACAUGGAUGCCAUGCAUUUGGGCUUGGUUAGCAAAGCAAUUGUGCCCAUAUUUUUGAACUGUCAUGUUCUUAUACUGAACGGUAUGACUGAGAAUACUCGCGACUAUGGCCAGCUCGUAGCCUGGGAGGACCAUCCGGACGCCUUCGACUGGAUGCAUAAACAAAAGCAAUUCCUUCCUGGAGAGGGCUUACUAGUAAUGGAGGCACAGGCGCGACUAUUAUCCUUCCUCGUUCAAUGCUGCCAGCAGCUUCUCCAUGACAUUCCAGAGUCCACCUUAACCAGUAACUCAUUCCCUGUUCUUCCGGAGCCACAGAUCAAGCCUGAAAGCGAAAUAAGCGGCUUCGAGUCCUUGGGUGUGAUAGCUGCAGAAGCCCCGUAUCGCGUUCCUGCGCAAAUCGAUCUUCGCCGUAUUGCGUCCUUGCUCGCCGCAAGGGCAUCCGCUGCAGAAGAUCACCUUUGGGCCUUGCGCGAGGAUCCCGACUAUUUCGCUAGAACGCUAUUGGAGUGCAAGGAACAUCUCCAGGAAAUGUUGAAGGACCUCGAUGGUAAAAGUCACCCUGUACUUGGCUUUGGAAGGGAUAAUGUUCUUUGGGCGCGCAUUCUUGGGUCUAUCCUCUCGGAAGCGUACCUCAGGCUGGAGCUGUUCUCCGAACUCAGUAGCCAGGCCGGAAGAUUGGUUGCAAUGCAAAAGAUGUACGCCGACGAUAUUUCGCCUUCGAAGGAUUUACCAGAGGCGUAUCUGGAGGCCUUGCUCCGAUUACGUUAUUUUCUCACGCAGGCUGCCAAAGGGCCAUUAUCCAUGCUAAGGAUUGCAGGGGUAGCAUCUCCACCUCUGCGGAGGUUCUUUGCUCGUGUGCCGCCGCCUGAUCCCUACACGUCGAAGAUCUCAGUAACCUCAAAGCCUGGCGCCAAGAUGAACAAGGUGGAGACGCAAUUGAUCUGGCUGCUCCGCAACUUGUGGGAGGAUGGUUAUGAUUUAUUCCUCUUUGGGAUGCCCUUAGUUGUGGACGAGCUAGGACGACUGCUUCAGUCAGAGAAACAAGCGCAGGAACUACUAUCUUCAUAUAUUACCGAGGUCAUUGGGGACCUCUCCAUCUUCUCCCAGUGUUUGCAUCAAUUGGCACUUUAUCAUCCAUGGGCCAGAAGCUUUGAAUCCGAGCUUGUUGAUCGUGAAGAUAAAGUGAAGCAGGAGUUUGCGGAGCGGACACAGUCAUGGGCCCGGAUCCUAGCCGCGCUUAAGGCAGCUCUUCCUGAGAGAGACGAGUCAAAUAAAACUGUGGACCUAGGUAAACCCACGGAAGGAAAGUUCACCUAUCCUUUCGAAAAGCGCCGCACCAAGGAAAAUGUGACAGCCCUGCGUAAUGCAGAAAGCUGCCUGGAUGCCUUCUGGGCAGCCAUUGACCAAACUAUGGUCAACAAGGCUGGUGACUUGAGUGGCACGGCCGUGCGGAAUCUCCUCUCCCAACCGCGCAUCCUACAGCGCACUCGAGAGUGGAUCGAGCCAGAAAAGCCCCAGCGUGCCUCACAGGAUAAACCAGGCGGUGUCGAUCUUUACACUUUGUACCAACCAGUAUCCAGUGUCUACUCUGGCCUCUCGGCAAGGGCACUGGACAUCUCACAGCCCAAGACCAAGGUCAAAACCCGCGGAACUUCACACCCCGUUCGGAAAACUGAAGCUCUACCGCGGCACGACCCUGUUGAUCGUCAGCCAACCUUUUCUGUGGAUACGCGAGCCCUCAAGGUUUUCCGGGCCGUCUUCUUUAACCCUGCAACGACGUCAACACCGGGUGAAGUCUCCUGGAAUGACUUUCUGCAUGCCAUGACUUCGGUCGGCUUUUCGGCUAUGAAGCUUUACGGCUCUGUCUGGCAGUUUCAGCCGACCAGGUUGGAUGUUGAAAGGAAUAUCCUAUUCCACGAGCCCCAUCCACAGGGAAAGCUACCUUUCAAAACAGCCCGGCAAUACGGCCGUAGGCUUAAUAGGGCCUAUGGCUGGUUUGGAGAGAUGUUUGUCUUGAAUAAGUGA
Molecule: messenger RNA, 2550 nt
Organism: Aspergillus oryzae RIB40
Lineage: Eukaryota; Fungi; Ascomycota; Eurotiomycetes; Eurotiales; Aspergillaceae
Exons: 1
Coding region: 1-2550 (849 amino acids)
Source: RefSeq, a predicted model, not a curated record